AUGGAAGAUGACAACAACAUGUCUCUUGAGCUUGACUAUUCCCCAAUUAUCUCAGACAUGACUCUAAAGCCAUCAAACAGUCUUCCAAAGAACACUUAUUUUAGCCAUUACCCGGUUGAAGCAAACUUUUCAAAGGAGUCACCAUUGUCCAAGGCAGAAUUCAAUCAACAAACAUCUCCGUCCACCAAACUGCUUCCACCAAUUUCCCUGAAAGCCCUAUUGUCUUACAAUCAGAAAAUGGAACAGCAUUGUAAUGAAUCACACCAAUCAGCAGGGGAUGAACCAGCCUCAUCUCAUGAUGACACAUCAGACAUUUGGGAAUUGGAAGAUGAAGUGGUUGAUGCCUAUGACUUAGGCAAUAAUGAUAGUGAUGAUGAUGAAUCCAAUCUUGCUGGUCAACAAGUGGGGCAACCUGGAAACCACAAUCCGCCUCCAAAUUUGUUGCCAAAAUAUCUGAAAAACAGACUCUCAAGAGAGAACGCAAACCGGGAACACCUACCAGAAGACCCACCAAAAGAUGUCAUAGUCCAUAUGAUGAUGAUGCAACUACAAGAAAAACAUGGAUUAUCCUUUGCGGCUGUUGAUGACAUUUACAACUGGGCAAACAAGGCAUGUAAGAUCCACCCAGACAUCUUUCGUGGUCCCCCACCAAGCCGUGAACGUAUGAUCAUGGAGUAUCGGAACCAAUUGGGAAUGGAUGAUGGGUUUGAAUUCAAAGAGGAGGUUAUCAAUUGGCUGCCCGACAACAAACCAGUAGUGCAACAUGUGCGACCUUUUAUAGACUGUGUCUAUGAACUUCUCACAAACAAAGUCGUCCUUGGCCCAAAUAGCUGCAAUAUCAACCUUCCCCAUGAGUCAGAUCCCUUCAAGAACAAGCCCUCCAUGCCACCCAAGGAAGUUUCGGAGCUUCAUUAUGGUUCUUGGUGGCGAAAAACAAUGAAGAUGAAGCGCAAGGGUUGUGGAAAAGAAAGCCGUAGAAUCACUUGUCCCAGUAUUCUUGAAACGGACGAAACCCAUACAGACACCAAUGGGCGUUUGACUGUCACAACCGUCAACAUUAAGCUUGGUCUUUACAACAACAAUACAAGAAAGAAAGAAGAAGCUUCUACCACUUGGUUUUAUCUUCCCAAUGAUGAAUCAGAGGCCGCCCACCACGAGCAGAAGACUGAAACUUUUCACAAAAUUCAAAACCUGCACUCGGCCCUCCGUAAUGGAAUGACUGACCUGAAGUACUUGAUGGAUAAUGACAUUGGGUUUGAGUGGGAUCUAUUUUAUGGAGGCAAAUCCCAUACAGUUGAGCUGGUGUUUUUCCAUAGCUUUCAUCAUAUCUGA
This is a messenger RNA of Cylindrotheca closterium, 1332 nucleotides long. Lineage: Eukaryota; Bacillariophyta; Bacillariophyceae; Bacillariales; Bacillariaceae. The record is from the annotation of a GenBank genome assembly.